Drosophila suzukii is the source of this 940-nucleotide messenger RNA. Lineage: Eukaryota; Metazoa; Arthropoda; Insecta; Diptera; Drosophilidae. The record is from RefSeq and is a predicted model, not a curated record.
CUGCGUUUUCCACCGGAGCCCUCUUCCUCCCUUUUCUCGGCGAGACCACUUCGAUUGAGUUGUCUUCGUUACACUCCUCCUGCAAAGGUCUCCCACGGAGGACUCCACAGUGCAAGAGUGUGACGAAGACAACUCGGUCGAAGUGGUUUCCCCGAGAAAAGGGAAAAAAGGGCUCCGGUGGAAAUUGCAGGUGAAGAACCGGUCAGAAAAACUAGAAGGAGGCCGGACCCGUUUCUCCAUUUUUGCCCACGGAGGCGGACUCUACACCAACAUCGAUGACAACGAUGUUUUCGAAACAUCAGCAAAAUCGAUGUUUAGCGGUGCAACAUCGAUGUAUUUCCGUCUCCAAGGCACAUAGAGGAAUACUUACGAAUUUUAUACUUGUUGGUGGUGUUGGUGUGAGUGUGGUGAUACUUAAACAUGGACAGAUUUUUGAAAACGUCUUCCAACAGAGAUCCAUCCACCAUCUACAAUCCGUUGCACGGAUUGUACAUAAGGUUUUGCUGUUCCGAAAUUUCCCAGUUAGUUCCCUUUCCAAAUUUGACGGACUAUUUUAUGCGAUGAUUUUUCGGUGCAACUCUGAACUCUUCUUCUUGAAAGUGGAAAGUGAAACAUUCACUACGAAAACGUAAACAACGAUGACGGGAAAUUUUUGAAAAUGGAAGUCGCCGAAGCAAUAGGUAUGAACAUGCAGUCAAUAAUACGCGAACCGCCGAUGGCAAGCUGAGGUGGACCAUGCAGAUGCAGCUCCUGCUGAUCGAUAUUUGGUAGGAGAGCAUCAAGAAGUUGCAGGGAGCCCGAAAAACUGUCCAUGUUUACAUGGAGAUGGCCCAGACCUUUAUGGAAGCUGGGUUUUGAUGUGUCCUACAAGGACGUCCGGCUUAAAAUGAUAAAUUCCAGUCGGAUUUGUUGGAGCUGUUGAGAAAAUCAACGAAUUCCU